Ochlerotatus camptorhynchus is the source of this 2655-nucleotide messenger RNA. RefSeq names its product TEA domain transcription factor 1 homolog scalloped (gene scalloped). Gene Ontology annotation, molecular function: DNA-binding transcription factor activity, RNA polymerase II-specific; RNA polymerase II cis-regulatory region sequence-specific DNA binding. Gene Ontology annotation, cellular component: transcription regulator complex. Gene Ontology annotation, biological process: embryonic organ development; regulation of transcription by RNA polymerase II; hippo signaling. The record is from RefSeq and is a predicted model, not a curated record. The transcript has 9 exons. NCBI's taxonomy places the organism in Eukaryota, Metazoa, Arthropoda, Insecta, Diptera, Culicidae. The coding region runs from base 434 to 1951 and encodes 505 amino acids.
GCGUCGGUUUUCGGCUUUUGUUUUUUCCUCAACCGGAAGUGUUCCAAAAGCCGUCAAAAUUGAAAAAGGAAACUAUCCCUUUUUGAGCCCCCUCGCUUAUCCCUCGGGCCCUAGCGGCAGCGUCGGCGGCGUUGGUCAGAGUGGUUCAACCGGCGGCGGCGGUCAUAGUGCUAGCGUAUCGGCAGUGGCCGCGGCAGUAGCGGCGGCAGCUGCAUCGUCCACCGGUGGCAGUGCGAAUCUCAGCGCCGGCACCAAUUCGAUCGCGGUGCAUCAUCACGCGGCAGCGGCGGCGGCAGCAGCAGCUGCGGCACACCAUCCGCACUUCCCAUCGCUGGCAGCGGCGGCGGCCGCGGUCAAUACCGUCGGCGGCGGCACCAGCGAUCACCAUCAUCAUCAUCAUCCACACCCGCACGCCACCGGAAUACCAAUCAGGAUGGACUGCGACUACUCGAAGCUGUUCUAUGCGAAACACAGUGGACUGGGAGCCGGCACCAUUACGACAAGGUGGACACCGAUGGGUCCAGGGCCAACGGCUGGUUCGUUGGUCCAGGACGACACCAAUGGGUCCGGUGUCGACAGCAAACACCUGGACGUCGGCGAUAUGAGCGAUGACGAACAGGACCUGUCGUCGGCCGAUGCCGAAGGUGUUUGGAGUCCGGACAUCGAGCAGAGCUUCCAGGAAGCGCUGGCCAUCUACCCACCCUGCGGUCGACGGAAAAUAAUUCUUUCCGAGGAGGGGAAGAUGUAUGGACGCAACGAACUGAUAGCCCGCUACAUCAAACUGCGAACCGGCAAGACGCGGACGCGGAAACAGGUCAGCUCUCACAUACAGGUCCUAGCGAGACGGAAACUGCGCGAAUUCCAGGCCAAGAUGAAAGUGGACCACACGGGCGUACUGGGACCGAAAGACAAGAUGUUCCCGCCGGGCCCCAUGGCCGGUAUGACUAGUGCACAGAUCGUCACGGUAGCAGCAGCGAAAGGGUUAAGCCUAGCGAAUCCUUCCUGUCUUCCAUAUCCUCCUCACCACUUACACCACCACCCGCAUCCACAUCCCCAUGCCCAUCACCACCACCAUCACCACCUCCACCCCCAUCACCCUUCUUCCCACCACCCGCACCUCUCGGCACCCCCGCCACCGCCACCGCCCCCAUCGUCGAUACAUUCUAGUCAAUUCUGGCAGCCCGGUCUGCAGCCCAGCACAUCACAGGACGUCAAACCGUUCGCCCAGGCGGCGUACGGUCCGAUGGGCAAGACAGCCACGGCCGUCUCGGACAGUGGCCUACAGGCGGCACACCCGUGGGAGGGCCGAGCGAUAGCGACGCACAAGUUCCGGCUCGUCGAGUACAGCGCCUACCUGGAGAUGCGUGUUGAAGAUACUUACCACAAGCACUUAUUUGUACAUAUAGGCGAUCAGCCGGCCCACCCGCUUCUGGAGUCGGUGGAGGUGAAGGAGAUCUACGACAAAUUCCCACAGAAGGCCGGUGGCCUUAAGGAACUCUACGAGAAGGGCCCGAGUAAUGCGUUCUUCCUGGUUAAGUUCUGGGCGGACCUGAAUACGAACGUGGUCAACGAUGCCGGCGCGUUCUACGGUGUCAGUAGUCAUUACGAAAGCAAUGACAACAUGGUGAUUACCUGUUCGACGAAGGUGUGCUCCUUUGGCAAGCAGGUCGUGGAAAAAGUCGAAACUGAGUACUCCCGCUUCGAGAACGGUCGGUACGUGUACCGGAUCAGUCGGUCGCCGAUGUGCGACUACAUGAUCAACUUCAUCAACAAGCUGAAGCACCUGCCCGAGAAGUACAUGAUGAACAGCGUGCUGGAGAACUUCACCAUCCUGCAGGUCAUCUCCAAUAAGGAAACGGACGAGACCCUGCUCUGCGUGGCAUUUGUGUUCGAGGUGUCGACGUCAGAGCACGGCGCCCAGCAUCACAUCUACCGCCUGGUGAAGGAAUAGCAUGAAAUUAACUCCCAAACCCACACCGCCCACCAGCACCACCAGCAGCAACAGCAGCAGCAUCAACACCAGCAGAAUGUUGACAGCAGCGGUAGUAGCCUAAUGUUAAGUAAUCAUAGCAGUACUACUAACUACAAUAACGGUAACGAUAGUAACAAUAACAAUAACGCUAGCAGUAAUCGUAACGAUAACAGAGGAGGGGCAGAGUUGGUCGUCGGCAUUGCAGACGGUAGUAGUAGCGCUAGCGCUGCUGCUGCUACUGCUGGUGCUGCAUUAUCGGCCGUUGUUGACGAAUCGGCGGUAGCGCUAGCGCUGAGUGUCGAUACUCUGCAGCAGCAGCAACAGCUGGUAAUAACUGGGGAGGGUUCCACAACAACCGCUGAAUCCGAGCAGAGCUCGACCGUACUGGUGGACCCCCACGAGCACCACUACAAUAGUCUGAUGGCCGCCGCAGCGGUAGCAGCUGCCGCCGUCGCCGCCCGCAAGUCGGUAAAGCAGGAAUUUAUCAGCGGUGAAGACUUCACUGCUGCUGCUGCGGUGGCAGCGGCGGCGGCGGCCGCAGCAGCCACUGCUACUGGUGCGACACCUAGUGGAGGUGGCGGCGGCGGCGGUGGCGAAUAGAAGCAGAUAUAAAGAAAAGGGAGAGAGGUGAGAGACAGCCGUUCUGUAUAAACUAUUUUUUUAAGUGGAAGCCUCUACUGCAU